Scylla paramamosain (green mud crab) is the source of this 1973-nucleotide messenger RNA. Its product is annotated as alkaline phosphatase-like. Gene Ontology annotation, biological process: dephosphorylation. Gene Ontology annotation, molecular function: alkaline phosphatase activity. The transcript has 14 exons. Bases 193 to 1872 code for a protein of 559 amino acids. NCBI's taxonomy places the organism in Eukaryota, Metazoa, Arthropoda, Malacostraca, Decapoda, Portunidae. The record is from RefSeq and is a predicted model, not a curated record.
UCUUCAGUCUCUCCCUAGACGGUGCUGAGGGAGGUUGUGUGCCGCGUCUCUCCCGCCUUCCCCUCCACGCUGCCUGACUAAAAUUAUUUGAUCCCGGGAAAAGUGGAUUAUUUUUUAGGCCUACGGAGGGGGAUUUAGGCCUAAGUGAUUGGUGGAGAGCUCGUGCACGUGAACUACUUCCGGAAAUAUACCAUGAGGUGCGUGGCGUGGGCAGCCGUGGCGGUGCUGGUGGUGGUGGUGGGCGUGGCUGAGGGGCAAGGAAACAGACCAACGAAGGACAGAGCAGGAGACGAGGAUUACCACAGAAAACGGAAGAUGCAGUACAAGAAGGCCAAAAAGGGGUCUUCCUAUGAUACGGUCCCUUUUAUAGACCCCGAAGACCAAGCCUACUGGAACACGAAGGGGCAGGAGGCAUUGGAGAGGCAGCUGCAGGUUCGCCCCCAGCUAAGGAAAGCCAAGAAUAUUAUCCUUUUCUUGGGAGAUGGGAUGUCAAUUUCGACUGUAACUGCUGCCAGAAUCCUCAAGGGUCAAUAUUCUGGCCUGUGGGAGAAGGAGGAGCUGGUGUGGGAGACGUUUCCUUACUCUGCUAUCAUUAAGACCUACACCACGGACAGCCAGGUAGCAGACAGUGCCGCCAGUGCCAACGCUUACCUGUCAGGUGUUAAGAGCAACAAGGGAACACUCGGAGUGGACGUCAAUGUGGAUUUGGGUAACUGUUCCGCCCAGCUGGAUGACGCAUUCCACCUGUCCUCCCUCGCCAGCUGGUUCCAGGACGCAGGAAGGAGCACCGGUUUUGUAACUACCACUAGAGUCACCCAUGCCACGCCCGCGGCCCUGUACGCCCACGUGGCUGACAGGGAAUGGGAGGACGACCAGGAGGUGCGCCGUGACGGGGAGGACCCAGACAGGUGUGACGACAUCGCUGAACAACUCAUCCUCAGUGACACGGGCAAAAGAUUCAAGGUUGUGAUGGGAGGAGGACGAAGAAACCUACUCCCAAAAGCAGUUACAGACGUGGUGGAGAACAAGAAAGGGUACAGGAAUGAUGGAAAGAACCUAAUUGACAUGUGGCAGCGGCAGAAGGCGUCUAGCGGCUCCAGGGCGGCCUAUGUGUGGAACAGGCAGGAUUUGUUAGGCCUAGACACAUCCAACACUGAUUAUCUGCUGGGCCUCUUCGGAUACAGCCACAUGGAUUAUUCAAUAGAGAGAGACAACACGCAGGACCCAAGCCUCCCGGAGAUGACGAAGGCUGCUCUGGAGAUCCUACAGAGGGAUGCUGGGGGCUACUUCCUGCUGGUGGAGGGUGGUCUUAUUGAUCUUGGACACCACGGGAACAAGGGCAAGAAGGCGCUGACGGAGACACUAGAGAUGGAUGAAGCUGUGAAGGUUGUUCUCUCGAUGGUGAACCUGCAGGAGACGCUGGUGGUGGUGACGGCUGACCACGGCCACUCACUCUCCAUCAACGGCUAUCCCUCCCGCCACACUGACAUCCUAGGCGUGGCAGAAGUAAGCGGAGAAGAUUACCUCCCGUACUCUACCCUGCUGUACGGAAAUGGCCCUGGUUAUCGUACUCACAUCCCCGGACACAGGCCUGAUCCCUCCCGCCAGGAUAUGGGCGGCGUAAACUACAGACAAGACGCUGCGGUCCCUCUGCGCUCCGCCGCCCAUUCAGGAGACGAUGUGGGUUUGUGGGCGACAGGUCCUCACGCCCACCUCUUCACGGGUGUGUAUGAGCAGAACUACAUCGCCCACGCCCUUGCCUACGCCGCCUGUGUGGGACAUGGGCGUACCUUCUGCGGGGGUGGCGUCAGGAGAAACAGAGGAGUGGAAACGUGUAGGGGGCAACGGAGGUGGCACAGGCAACGGUGCUAAAAUGUCGAGAUUAUCCUAUUUCAUAUUAUUUCUUCUCUUUCUUGCUUCUUCUUGUAUUUAUUUUAUUAAAAAAAUUGUAUAAAUAAAAUUAACCACUUCUG